AUGGGAAGUAUCUCAUUCAACAAUAAAAGCCUACAUGCUAUUGGAAGUACACCUAACCCGUAUGAGAAAGCCAUCUCUAUCAUUGGCAAGACUCUGGCUCCGUUUGAUGAUGACAACUUGAUUCCUUGUUUUGGCUUUGGUGAUGCCACCACUCAUGAUCAAGAAGUGUUUAGCUUUCACAGUGAUCAUUCAUCUUGCCAUGGAUUUGAGGAAGUUUUGGCUUGUUAUCACAAAGUUGUUCCAAACUUAAGACUUUCAGGACCAACUUCUUACGCUCCAGUGAUUGAGGCUGCAAUAGACAUAGUUGAGCAAAGUCAUGGCCAAUUCCAUGUGUUAGUUAUUGUUGCAGAUGGCCAGGUUACGACAAGCGGUGACGAUGGAGAACUAAGUCCACAAGAAGCAAGAACUAUCAAAGCAAUAGCUGAUGCAAGUUCAUAUCCCCUGUCUAUUAUUCUGGUCGGAGUUGGUGAUGGACCUUGGGAUGACAUGAAGAAGUUCGAUGACAAGAUUCCGGUUCGCGACUUUGACAAUUUUCAGUUUGUUAACUUCACUGACAUAAUGUCUAAGAAAUCAAGCUCCUCUGAAAAAGAAGCUGCUUUUGCUCUGGCUGCUCUAAUGGAGAUACCUUUCCAAUAUAAAGCAGCCAUUGAACUAGGACUACUAGGUCGAGUAACAGGAAGGUCAAAUAAAAUUGUUCCGAGACCUCCUCCAGCUCCUUAUUCUAGGCUUGUGCCACCAGCUCGUGUUCUCAGCAAUAUGCCAACUUCCAUGGAUGAUGAGAGAAAUCAAAUGGCAUGUGCCAUUUGUCUGACAAGUAGAAAGGAUUUGGCCUUUGGAUGUGGUCACAUGACUUGCAGAGACUGUGGAUCCAGGUUAACUAACUGUCCAAUAUGCCGUCAGAGGAUCACCAAUCGUCUGAGAGUGUUUUCUGGCUGACUGCAGAAUGGAAAACCAUGUACAAUAUGUAUUUUAACUAAAGAUAUGUUUGGACAAAUUUCUUUCUUAAUUGUUUGUUUAGAUAAAUUUUUCCAUAAGAAAAAUAAGAAAGCAAAAAGAAUUGAGUUUCUUUUAACUAAAAUCAACUUAUCUCUUCAACUCCUGACAAAGUUGGAUAAGAGAACUUGUAGAAGAGUUAAAGUAGGUAAGUUGAUGUAACAUAGGAAAGAAACUCAAUCUUUUGUGUAUGGAAAUAUUUGUCUGAAUAGGGUUAAGAAGAAAACUGUCUUUUGAACAUUGAUGGCUUGGUUUUGAAGAGUGCCCAAGAAUGAUCAUGGUGUUGCACAGAAAAGGUGGUUUGGUUUCACAUUGUGGUGAUGGUUUAGGUGUUAACAAAAUUGUUCAUGUCUUGUUAGUUGUUCAAUUUGCGCAUGAAUGUCUUCUGAAUUUGAAGAAACUUUAGUUGUUGUACAAUGUACAUAUUGUUUAUGUUGAAAUUUUAUGCAUGGUUA
Molecule: messenger RNA, 1448 nt
Organism: Vigna umbellata (rice bean)
Lineage: Eukaryota; Viridiplantae; Streptophyta; Magnoliopsida; Fabales; Fabaceae
Source: RefSeq, a predicted model, not a curated record